Molecule: messenger RNA, 3035 nt
Organism: Cyclopterus lumpus (lumpfish)
Lineage: Eukaryota; Metazoa; Chordata; Actinopteri; Perciformes; Cyclopteridae
Product: homeobox protein engrailed-2b-like
Exons: 2
Coding region: 711-1511 (266 amino acids)
Biological process (GO): neuron differentiation; regulation of transcription by RNA polymerase II; multicellular organism development
Cellular component (GO): nucleus
Molecular function (GO): DNA-binding transcription factor activity, RNA polymerase II-specific; RNA polymerase II cis-regulatory region sequence-specific DNA binding
Source: RefSeq, a predicted model, not a curated record
UUACUAUCUGAGAGCUGCUGAACGGGAUUCUCCUCCAGCAACCGUAACCAUAUUCAAAAUUCAAUCUGUGCCUUUAAAUGUUCAUGUAAUAAUACAUUUCCGCUGUAACCUGAAUGCAUCAUAAACUCACUGGGUGGAUUGGAUUAAUCUGCAUCUCCAGGGAUUUCUGGGAAGCUCACAUGACACCAACUCGCCAGCUCUAUUGGUCCGAGGCACGUGUCUGAGAGACCCGUAGUACAACGUCAUCACAGCGUCUCGCAGCCAAUCAUAAAUGAGAACAAAAAUCCGUAGUGAAAGUAUUUGAGCGGCGUCUUCAUCAGGCCAGUUAGUUCGGGAAGCAUCACAAAUUGUGUGCAAGGACCCGGAAAAAUUAAAGAGGCCAGACUCUAGUUUUUUAAAAAUCGAUUUACAUUUCUUCGAUGAAAACCUCCGCAGCAGGUCCAGCCAUGAGGAGGAGGCUUUCACCAGAAAGUCAAGCAUGAUUUUUCUUUGUCAAAUUCAUAAGAGGCGCGUUUUCACAGCAAAAGACAAAUCUGCUAUUCUGCCCCAAAAGGAAUUAUUCUAGCUCAUCGACGUGUUUGUUUUUGGAGUCAUAAAUAUAGUAGUCUAAUUAGGUGAUCACUAAGCGGACGGGACAACACGCAAUUGGAAGUACUACUCUGCAGCAGGGCACAGAGAAAGAGGUGCUGAGGGGGAGCAGCUCCAUCAGGAUGGAAGGGAAUGCUCGCCGAGAACCAGAGCGCGCAGAGGACUCCGGAGAGGAGUCCAACCGGGCCAUCCUACCUCUCCUCCAGCCACCUGGACACCAGCUGCACCGGAUCACCAACUUUUACAUCGACAACAUUUUAAGACCGGACUUCGGCCGAAAUAGAAAGGACGGGACUUUGGUCCGGGAUGGAGACAGUCUGGGAGGGAUCAUACGAAGAGAGGAGCAGGCAGGGAGAAAGUCUUCCAAAAUUGGCAACCCGCAGCAGGGUGGAGCAGGAGGCGAGGAGGAGGAAGACACGGGAGCAUCCGACGACCAGCAUCCGGACACUGAGGCCAGGGGGCCUGACCUGAUAGCCGGUGAUGGGGCCGUGAAGAGUCGCGGGGACCGCUGCCGCAGCCCCGAGGCCGGCUCGGCUCCUGCGUCCAAGCCGAUGCUGUGGCCGGCCUGGGUUUAUUGUACCCGCUACUCAGACCGCCCGUCAGCAGGGCCCAGAUCCCGCAAGCCAAAGAAGGACCCGACCCCGAGUAAAGAGGACAAGCGGCCCCGGACGGCCUUCACCGCGGAGCAGCUCCAUCGGUUAAAAACGGAGUUCCAAAACAACCGGUACCUGACCGAGCAGCGGAGGCAGAGCCUCGCCCUGGAUCUUGUCCUUAACGAGUCUCAGAUCAAGAUCUGGUUUCAGAACAAACGGGCCAAAAUCAAGAAAGCCACCGGGAAUAAAAACGCUCUGGCGCUGCAUCUCAUGGCGCAGGGACUGUACAACCACGCCGGGUCCAAGGACGCCAAGUCGGACAGCGAGUAGAGGAGGCCCGGGGACCGGAGGGGGUUCUGAGCCAUGCAAUAAAACCACUCCAGUACCAGCAUUCAUAUUUAAAACUCAAACACAGACGGUAUUGUGACAUUUGCUCUGUGCUUGUGUGUGCGUGCGUGCGUGCGUGCGUGCGGGUUGCAGUAAUGACGAUGUCACAAUCGGAAUUUCCCAUAGAGCACAACAAGCUACAACCCGCAACGUCCUCCUUAAACCAGCUCCGGGUGCGCGAGCGCAAACCUUUGCUGUGACCACGCGACCUCCAUCAUGGUGUGAGUCUGUUAGGACGGCCUCGUGCGUCACAGGUUCACAAAGAGCCCCGGGACCGUGUCAGAAGGCCUACUGGAGUAGUAUUUUCCAGAGCAGCAACAUUGACAAUAGAAUGCAGCACUGUCGGGUCAAGCGCGAGAGGACCGGGUCCAAACACGGGGACACCCGGACAAACCACGGUCAAACGGGACAACUUUAGAAUGGGCCGUGACGGAGGGACACACUGACCUUUGAACCGGCCAACACAGAUGGACCAAGUGUCUGUGCGUGGUCCAAUAGGAGCCUCGAGGCCGGGGAAAGUGGACUGGACAGGCCUGUGUCCCGUAGGCUCGACUGAUUGAUUAUGAAAACUAUAUGCUGAAAUCCAAAGAUUUGUUUUUGCUGCAUUCUGGGAGCUGUGAAGAAAAUAGCCGACUUUGUGUUGUUUGUGUUUUGUACUUGUGCUUUUCCUCUUCACUCUCCCGUCCCCGGCCUCCAGGCCUGUCCGGGCCCCGCGGUGUGGCGAAGGGACGACACGUUUCGUCCCUGGAAUAAAUACAAGUGUCUGUUUAAUUACAAAAUGAGUCCUCGCGAAAGAGCUGGCAAUGAACAGAGCAGCCCAUUCCAGGCUCCACCUGAAUGUACCAAGAUCACAUUCGUUUUGAUUUUGAUUUUCUUUGAAUGCUUAUUUGAACAAAUAAAUGAGCCGAACACUAAAGCCAGCCUCCCAUCAGCAGGACUCUCUCCGCUCCUCUCCGGCCCGGCCCGCCCUGGACCUCGAGUGUCACGUGCUUUUACGAAUGUUCAAGAAAACAGGCAACGUGUACGUGUCGUUAACAAAGACCAUUCUAUUUUUAUUUAUAAAAGGGACAUCUGUAGCCAUGUGGAAACGGGGCUCUGGAGUGUUUACAUAACUUAUUUUCCUGCAAUAACGUGUGUGUUAGAAUGCGACACGUGUCCGGCCUUCUCCCGGUCUAAAUCAUGUGGAUCCAAACCAAACCGUGGUCUUACGAUGCUGUGAAUGUUUAUGUUUAUUUUAUCUACUGAGGUCCAUUUUUCUUACAUUCAAUCCCAAACCUGGACAAGCUUCUGCCUUAAACGUGAGUAAAUACAACCAGGGUAUAUUUACUGUGGGGUAAAGAAAGAGCCGUUUUCUACAAUGACAUUUUGACAUCAGGAUUAUUAAAGAUAAAAUAACAAACACAUUUAGUUGUUUUUUUCCCUUUCAGCCGAGGGUCUCUUUUAUAUGAUGUAAAUAAUUUAUAUCAU